Molecule: messenger RNA, 3167 nt
Organism: Tetranychus urticae (two-spotted spider mite)
Lineage: Eukaryota; Metazoa; Arthropoda; Arachnida; Trombidiformes; Tetranychidae
Source: RefSeq, a predicted model, not a curated record
UUUCAUGUGUUAAUUUAUUCAUAAAGACUGUUUUAUUUGCAAUUAAUUGGAGUUCAUUGUGGCAGUUUUAAAUCUGUGUUUGUUCAACUCUUUUUGGUCGAUUCAAUGACAGAUCAAAGGUGAAAUUGGUUGGCACUUUUAUACUGAAAAGUUUCAAUUUUAGCUGAAGUUACAAUUGUUUUGGACAGUGAAUAGAGUUCAUCAUGGUGUCUAAUUCAAUGUUAUUGAAACGAUUAUGCUUACUGUUUGGUUUUAUAUUGGCCACAACAUCAACAGUUUAUGGCGGCAAUUCGCUGUUUGGUUUACCCAUUGAAUCACCAAAAGCUAAUAUCCACAUUGAAGCUGUUCUUAUUGAUUUGAAAACCAAUGAAGAAUGGAUUCUAACUGAAGAUUUGGCUGGUAUUUCCGAACUCCAUGGAAAAAUUCGUGUUACACAUGAAAACAAAAGCAUCGAUAUUUUUUACCAUGAGAAGUACGAUGAUAAACGUCUUAUUAUAAAUGAUUUAGAAUGCCGACGGAUGGAUGAUCAACCAUCAUAUUGGAGUCGACCUUUGCCUGAUGUCCGUAACCAAGUAAAAAAAAUGCUCAUCCAUUUAGGCCCAUCAGUCAUCUACCGGCUCAAGUCAUUAAAAUGGAAAGAUUCAAUUGAAACUGGAAUCAAUGGAAUGAAACAAAGACGGGCUAACCUCGAUAAAACUUUAUCAAUUACGGCUUCGUAUAAAUCAAACAAUACUAAUGAUAUUGAUAAGCUUGCUCGACUGAGCUUUUCUGAUAUUUCUGGAUCAUCUUUCGGCAAUAAAACUUCUGCAAGUUUGGUCCUAGAGAUUGUCAGUCAAACCAUCGUUAAUGAAAAUCUUGAUGAUCGAGUUGAGCCAACCCCUGGUAUUGGAUGCCCGAAUUAUUUCCAUGGUGAUCUAAGUUUUCCUGAAUUGAAAACUCGUCAACUUCACUUUGCUGCAACUGAGCAAAUAACCAAUUCCAAUGGCACUAGAAAAGUUGAUCUCGAGGUGUACGUUGAUUUAGAUAAAAAAGUUACUCGCAUUGACAUGGAUCAGAAUUUUACAAUCAACGACUUCAAUUUAGCGGUUUCAUAUGUUUUCAAUCAUGGUAAAUGUUCAAUGACUGCAUUUAGUGACAAAGUUGAGGGGCUAAUUGGUGGUGAGUUGAAUAUUAACGAAUUGUUAUGGACAAAUGACCAAUACAAAUAUGUUGGUAAGACAGUUUAUGAACCAAGAGCUCAAGGAGUAUUUGAUACUUGGGAAUCAAUUGAGUAUGGAAGAAACAUCGAUGGAGUUAAAUUUGACAAAGUAGUUACUACUCAAUACAUGGCUAAAUUGAGCGGACCGAAUGAUAACAAAACAUCGAAUAACUACAUCCCAGUUGCUGUUAUUCGUGUUGGUUACAACAAAGACUCGAUGGGCAAAUAUCAAGUUCAUGAAUCAAGAAGACGGGAUAUUCUAGAGUUUCAACGUGCCAUAACACCACCUCAAUAUGAAAACCUAUUUCAAAUAACCGAUUGCUUUGAUCCACAAGAAAGGAAAUAUUUAACUUUUGAUAUCAGGAGUGAAAAUCAUGACUAUUCUUGUAAUUUUGUGACUCAAAGAGCAGAAGAAAAUAUCUAUGAAUUCAAAGAAAGUUUCAAACACCUUUUGACUAAAAACAUUUCACCUUUACGAAUAAGCUCAAUGAACUUUAAUUUCCAGUCUGACAAAAUAUCAUCAACAGUUGAAUUUCUAGAGAAGCCGGCACUCGAAAAAUCGUUCAAGAAGCAAGAUAUUCAGCUCAGGGUGGGCAGCAAAAUGUUCACUCAUUUUGAUGCUAUCAAAACCAAAUCUUUAAAUGAAUGUUUGAAAACACAAGUAGCGAACAGCUUUUUCAGGAAAAUACUUCAUUGCCCUUCUGCUGAUGGCCUUUGUGCUCAGUUAGACGACCCUUUAAAUCAAACGCAAGAUAAUGGAGAUCCUCUAACAGAAUGUAGUUUGUACACUUUCCCUUUGACAAUUAAAGUGAGACUGGCUAAAGAGUAUGGACUGUCACAUUUGCAUAGGGAACUAUUAGGAACUAAAAACAUGAUUUUCUCCAUGCACUGUGGCAAUUGUUCGAUUGCUGAAAAGUCGCUGAAAUAUCGCAUGAUAAAUGUCUAUGACUACAAUUAUUUUGGCGAUUCUUCCAAAGAGCCCAGGUUUACUGAGAUUCAAAAGUUACAUAAACUUGACCCUAAAGUGAAAAGUGUUCAAAUUGUUAAAGGCCCGAUUCGCGAUUUUGCUGAUUGUUACAACAGUUGUGCUUCAUCUCUUGAUGGUAGUUGUUCAACUUUCACACAUUGUAUAAGUGGGGUUUCUCAUGAAUGUUACACCACAGUUGAGCCGUUUACAGGAAAUAGCACCGUAUUUCAUCCGAAUUGCACCACUUAUGCACGAGACUACCUUAUUGAAUAUCAAAAGACUCCUGCAAAAGAGUUUCUCGAUUCAAAUCAAAGAGAGCACUUAUAUUCCGUGUCUGUUGCCGACUGUGCCACUUUAUGCCAUCGAUCUAAUAGUUGUUUAACAUUUCAGUAUUGUGGUAACAAUGUUUGCUCAUUUGCGGGACCUUAUACGUCUAAAAUCAUCAAACCUAAUUCAAACUGUGACAUUUAUGUUCCCAAAAAAUCUCAUGAAUUCAUGUUGACUGGAGAAUCAUUAGUUAAUCAAGUAAUCACCACCGUGAGUGGAUUGAACUUAGAGCAAUGUGCUGCUCUAUGUUUCGACUGGAAAUAUGGCAAUGAGAGCUGUACAUCGUUUAACUACUGUCCGACAGGCAGAUCAGAAAGCACAUGUGCACUUACCAAAUACUCCGUCGGUGAUUCAACAGUGGAAACUACCGCAUCUAAUUAUUGUUUCAAUUUUGAAUUGAUCAAAUCUCGAACAAGGAAACAUAAAGGACAUGCUUUCCUGCGUAAUGAGGAGCUCGGAAAUGCUGGGACAUCAAUCUCAUUGGCUUUUCUUGUUGUCGGCCUUGCCUUAGGAGUUGCAAUUACCUCUAUGUAUCACACGUUUCACAAUCGACACAAGUAUAGGGUCACUAGUGCGGAUCAAGAAUCUAAUGAUUAGUCCUUUGAAGUUUAACCAAGUUCUUAUCUUGUUGUUGGAAAGGUAUUUUUUGGAUCAAUAAACAUCUUCAAGAAAUAA